This is a messenger RNA of Scatophagus argus, 3577 nucleotides long. RefSeq names its product calcium/calmodulin-dependent protein kinase (CaM kinase) II delta 2 (gene camk2d2). Gene Ontology annotation, biological process: protein phosphorylation. Bases 394 to 1956 code for a protein of 520 amino acids. The transcript has 21 exons. The record is from RefSeq and is a predicted model, not a curated record. Gene Ontology annotation, molecular function: ATP binding; calcium/calmodulin-dependent protein kinase activity; calmodulin binding. NCBI's taxonomy places the organism in Eukaryota, Metazoa, Chordata, Actinopteri, Scatophagidae. Gene Ontology annotation, cellular component: cytoplasm; neuron projection.
GGGGGUAGGUGCGGUAGUGCGGCGUCUGAUGCGCGCAGAGAGACGACCCUCAUAGCGCCGUACGCACACGCACCAGAGACACCGUAAUGCUCACAAAAUGCUGCGUCUACGAGCCGUGACAAGCCGCUGCAUGUGAAGAAAUUGAAGAAACAGCAAACGACAACGCCGCAAGCUCCUUUUUCCAGAUUGAAGCACUCGCGCAGGCAGCGUAUUUGCCGCAGAAAUCAUCCCACCAGAGCUCCUGCCGAUGCACUUCAGCUGUGCAUGAAUCCUUCCGUUUGGCUUGCAGGUCCAGGAUAAAACCGGGCGGCGUUGACGACUGCGUGCGGUGGAUACCGUUUGUGAGUGUACCUUAUCCCUGUCUCCCGCACACCCCUUGGCACCUCCUUCAGGAUGGCGUUAACGAUCUGCACGAGAUUUACCGACGAAUAUCAACUGUUCGAGGAGCUGGGGAAGGGCGCAUUCUCUGUCGUCAGGAGGUGCGUGAAGAUCUCCUCUGGACAGGAAUAUGCCGCCAAAAUCAUCAACACCAAGAAGCUUUCAGCCAGAGAUCAUCAAAAGCUGGAGAGAGAGGCGAGGAUUUGUCGCUUACUGAAGCACCCCAACAUUGUCCGACUUCAUGACAGCAUAUCAGAAGAGGGUUUCCACUAUCUGGUGUUUGAUCUGGUGACAGGAGGAGAGCUGUUUGAGGACAUUGUAGCCAGGGAGUACUACAGUGAGGCUGAUGCCAGUCACUGCAUACAGCAGAUCCUCGAGAGUGUCCAUCACUGCCAUGUUAAUGGGAUUGUCCACAGGGAUCUGAAGCCUGAGAACCUUCUAUUGGCCAGUAAGCUGAAGGGGGCGGCGGUCAAGUUGGCUGACUUUGGGCUGGCUAUCGAGGUGCAGGGGGACCAGCAGGCAUGGUUUGGUUUUGCCGGCACCCCGGGAUACUUGUCUCCGGAGGUUCUGAGAAAAGACCCAUAUGGAAAACCUGUGGACAUGUGGGCCUGUGGUGUGAUUUUAUACAUCCUGUUGGUGGGCUACCCUCCCUUCUGGGAUGAGGACCAACACCGCCUUUACCAGCAAAUCAAGGCUGGGGCCUAUGAUUUCCCAUCCCCAGAGUGGGAUACUGUAACUCCUGAGGCCAAAGAUCUGAUCAACAAGAUGCUAACCAUCAACCCCAGCAAGCGCAUCACUGCUGCAGAGGCCCUCAAACACCCCUGGAUCUGCCAACGAUCCACUGUAGCUUCCAUGAUGCACAGGCAGGAAACUGUGGAGUGCCUGAAGAAAUUCAAUGCCAGGAGGAAACUCAAGGGCGCCAUAUUGACCACUUUGCUGGUCACAAGAAACUUCUCAGCAGCCAAGAGUUUGCUCAACAAGAAAGCAGACGGCGUCAAGGUCAACAACAAAGCCAACACAGUGACCAGUCCUAAAGACACUGGCCCUGCCCCUGCGCUGGAACCACAGACUACUGUGAUCCACAACCCUGUGGAUGGAAAUAAGGAGUCCAUUGAGAGUGCCAACACCACUAUAGAGGAUGAGGAUGUAAAAGCCUGCACCAAUAACAAUAAAGCCCGCAAACAGGAGAUUAUCAAAGUCACUGAGCAGCUGAUUGAAUCUAUCAACAAUGGAGACUUUGAGGCUUAUGCGAAGAUUUGUGAUCCUGGUUUAACUUCAUUUGAACCAGAGGCCCUGGGCAAUCUGGUUGAAGGACAUGACUUCCAUCGCUUUUACUUUGAGAACGCCCUGUCCAAAGGGAAUAAACCAGUGCACACCAUCCUCUUGAACCCACAUGUGCACCUAAUUGGGGAAAAUGCAGCGUGUAUUGCCUAUAUUCGAUUGACCCAAUACAUGGAUGCUUCCGGCAUGCCCCGCACCAUGCAGUCUGAGGAGACCCGUGUGUGGCACCGCCGCGAUGGCAAGUGGCAGAACAUCCACUUCCAUCGCUCUGGCUCGCCCAGCAUCCCCUCCCAUUAAUGGAAUAUAUCAACAUGUGGUUGAAAAAAGAAAAACAAAACAAAACGAAACGAAACAAAAAAACAAAAAACAAAAACAGUCCUAUCAGCAAAUCGAGUAGGGGAGUCAACUAGCCAACCCAUGACUGCUCUCCAACCUUUUGACCCUUCUAUAAGAAAACGACAUCGCACAGGACACAAGUAUUAGUACAUUUUAUUGUUAUGGCAUUUUAUUAAUGGACAUCAUUCGAAACCACUACCGGGUGGCUGCACACAGUAUUUGGACAUUAUGAAACAAGCAUAUUGACAACAUUUUUUUUGUUUGUUUUUUAAGAUGUUUUUUGGUAUGCAUUUUAAAUCUAAAAUAAAGAUGUUUAAAAUCUACUACUGUAACCCCUCCCAAAAAUUAGUUCUGUAUUUUUAUGUGUAUUUAUGUGUGUGCAAUACAGAAACAUUUGGAAGAUCAGAAUGUUAAAAUUUGAGCUUGCUUUAGUUCUGGUGAUGUAUAUACAUUGUGAUUGUUGAUAAAAACAAAAACAAACAUUGAAAUUGCUAUUCUUGCUAUCAGAGAAUCUAAGAGUUUACGUAAAUCCAGUUUAUGAGCUACAUUUAUGUUUGCUAUGAGCUAAGUCAUACUGUUUGAAUUGUCCGAUUUCAACCUAUGAUACUAAUUUAAAUGUAAAGAAAAGCAGAGCAGCUUACACUUUGCAUUGAGAUAUGUUUGCCUUUAUAUCAGUGAAAUAAGAAAUAAGAGAAUGUAGCAUAUAUGUAAUAUAUGAAAAUUCAAGACUAUUGUGUAGUGCAUGGGGGGGUAUUGUAAGUAAGAUCAUAUGAAACUAUAAUAUCUUCUGAUUGAUUUGUGAACCACUGACUUGUUUGUUUGCAUUUGUUAAUGUUGUGCAUCAGUCCUGUCCCAAAUGUUUCUAAUGUCCUCCAGUAUCACAGAACUGUUGUAAAAACAAUAACACAGCUACGGUUAACAUCCAGCAUAAAUAUCAAAACCUCAUAUCUAGAGGAGGAAAAAUAAACUCCUGGUUGCUGAAGCACCCCUUACAUUUUGUAUAAAAAUGAGAAAAAAACAGGCUCAUUUUUCAUAAUGUUUGUACUUGUAUUGUAUGACUGUAUGUAGGGUUUCUGUUGUCAUUUUAUUUUUGUCAUUUCCAGUGUGUUACUUUGCCAGUUGCACAGAGAGGGUGGAGAUGAUGAAGAUGGAACAAAAUCACUAUAGACUUUACUUUCAGUCAGGUUAAUUGUGAACCUGAUGGUUAGGUUGUAGUCUGGAGGCGUCAUGAAAGUGUUGCAUGACAAGAGGAUCGUAACACAGAAGUGAAGGAGUCAAAUGAGAGUUGGUCUGUAAUAAAUGUUGGGAUGUCUUCCAUGACGAAUCAGUGCUUCUACCAGCCAGCAGACUCCGUACCACCUGCAGGACGCCAGUGUCUUCGUCAUCCUUACUGUUUGCUCUUUUCAAUUGGUUGGUCUCAUGUUUUUUAAAGGGAAAAUAUGAUAAACAUUUCUUUAAAUGAAACGUAUGAUGUCAAUGCAAUGCACCACUCCUUAUAUGGUGUGUACCUGUUGCCAACACGGCAAUGGAUGGCUUAACAUGUUUAAGAAAUAAAUAAAUCAGCUAAAAGGUGUGACAAUGA